AAAAUAAUAAUAAGGCAAGGCAGAUCAAACUUGAUCAUCUCAUACUUGAUUUAUUUUGUUUACGUUAUGUCAUUAUUUUAUGCAAAAAAGAUGUGUAAUAAAUCUGAAGAAUAAAGUAUUCAAAUUCUACGCCAGAAGUAUGCACCACGGUUAUUCUGGAGAUUAUGAAGAAGCUGUCAAAUGUUUAAAUGAAUUGCAGACGAAUAAAGAUGUAUUAAAGGAAAUUAGAAGAAAUUCUGAUGCUUAUGCUCUUUUCAAUAUACCCAAAGUGAAGCAUUUUAUCAAGCUAUUAAAUAUUCAGAUGGAGGAUAUCGAUGCUUUGCCGAUAAUACAUGUUAGUGGGACCAAAGGCAAAGGGACCACCUGUGCUUUUACCGAGAGAAUCUUGAGGAACCAUGGAUUCAAAACGGGGCUUUUUACGUCUCCUCACAUGCUCACUGUCUCCGAACGCAUUAAAAUAAAUGGGCAGCCACUGAGCGCCGACAAAUUUUGCACUUACUUUUGGCCCAUAUACGAACGCCUGAGGAACAGCGAGAAUAUCAAUAAUGGAUUGGUGCCUUCUUUCUUCCAGUUCUUGACGUGUAUGGCCUUUUCCGUUUUCAUGCAAGAGAAAGUUGAUGUGGCAAUAUUCGAAGUUGGUAUUGGCGGUCAAUAUGAUUCCACCAAUAUUGUCAGAAAGCCGAUUGUUUGUGGAAUAACUUCUAUUGGUAUAGAUCACGUUAUAGUUUUGGGAGAUACCCAUUCGAAGAUAGCAUGGCACAAGGCUGGAAUUAUUAAACCGAAAGUUCCAGUUUUCACGGUUAUGCAGCCUCCCGAUGCUAUGAAAGUCUUGAUGCGAAGAGCUCACGAUAACAGGAGUGAACUCAAGAUCUGCCCUCCCUUACACAACUACGACCAAUUUCCCGCCUCCGAAAAGAUAAAGUUGCGUCUUAAAGGCGCAGUAUAUAGGAUUAACGCUUCCUUGGCCAUUCAAUUGGCUCAUACAUUCUUACAAAAAAUCGAUAAAAAGAAUGGCCUGCAUUUAUCCAAUGGUUACCACGUCAAUGGACUUAGGAUUAGUAAUGUGUCAGAAUUUAACCAUAACGAAUUUCCCAAUUACGAGCAAGAGGAAGCCGAAGCUAAAGCUAAUGGAACUUAUCAUUCUGAAGAUGAUAAGGUAGAUGUAGAUGAUAUUCCUGUCCUGGGACCUAUCUUCCCCUUAAGUGCUGAAUAUAAAUCCGCCCUUGAGGACUGCUAUCUGGAUGGUAGGAGUCAAAUAAUCAAACGUGGCAACACGCGAUUUUAUUUAGACGGUGCCCAUACGUUAAGCAGUAUUAAAUAUUCGUUGAAAUGGUUCCAGAAAAUGUCAUCCACAUUUAGCAAACAUGAUCGUGAUCCUGCCUUCGUUUUAGUAUUCAAUUGCACGGAAGAUCGGGAUGCAGCUGUUUUAUUGAAACCUUUAUUGAAUUUUCCUUUUACCAGAGUCGUAUUUAGUCCGAGUAUCGAGGACAAUUCCCUUACUAAAAAAGAAACUCUUAACAGCAUGUCGAGCUUCCAGGAUCAGUUGGAUAUAUGCGCCAACAACAAACGAUUGUGGGUAGCGUUAGAGACCUUAGAUUUUGAUCGAAACCAUAAAAAAAACCAUGAUAUUUUGAUGAAUGGGUUUGGCGGGAAGCAUAUCAAGAAGUCUGAAUCAAAUGGAUACCUGGAUGAUUCAUCCAAUUUUUAUUCUUCCACUGACGAGGAAAUGUCGGAAUUUGACGAUCUGAUGAAUAAAAAAACUGUCUUUAAUCCUAUGGAUAAAAUAUAUUCCCAUACCAAUGCUACACCUAUCAUAGUUGAUUGUGUCAAAAAGGCUAUGGAAUCUAUCCAAAACCCUUCAAAAGAAACCCACGUUUAUGUCACGGGCAGUCUUUAUCUCGUGGCAACAUUCUUAAAGAUUUUAAAAGAUGAAACGAAAAUUUGACUAACGGUUUUUAAUUUUUAAAAAAUUAAUAAAAUAUUAACUUUUUAAUUAUGCCUUUUUUGGAUAAAUAUUUUUUUAAAGCAAUUGAUAGGUAGGUAAAUUUAUUUAUUAUCUCUUCUAUAUUGUUUAUAAUAUUUCUAAUCGAUAUCCAAUUAAUGUAAUCAAGUUAGGCUUACGAUUCCUUACAGUAUUAAAUAUUGUUAAUAUUAUUUAAGACCAAAUAUAUUGUAAUUUUUUUUUAAAUCGAAUUUUAGUAAACCUUCAAUAUUAAUUUUUACAUGAUAUUAUGUGUAUUUUUAAAUUUUUUUUAAUAAAACUUUAUUAUUAUAGUUAUUAACUUUAAGAUUAGGAACAAAUUCAAUUUCAU
Messenger RNA from Gordionus sp. m RMFG-2023, 2312 nucleotides. RefSeq names its product folylpolyglutamate synthase, mitochondrial-like. The transcript has 17 exons. Gene Ontology annotation, molecular function: ATP binding; tetrahydrofolylpolyglutamate synthase activity. Bases 80 to 1945 code for a protein of 621 amino acids. Gene Ontology annotation, biological process: tetrahydrofolylpolyglutamate biosynthetic process. The record is from RefSeq and is a predicted model, not a curated record. Gene Ontology annotation, cellular component: mitochondrion; cytosol; cytoplasm. NCBI's taxonomy places the organism in Eukaryota, Metazoa, Nematomorpha, Gordioida, Chordodea, Parachordodidae.